Spinacia oleracea (spinach) is the source of this 1273-nucleotide messenger RNA. Its product is annotated as NADPH-dependent aldo-keto reductase, chloroplastic. The transcript is spliced from 7 exons. The record is from RefSeq and is a predicted model, not a curated record. Bases 143 to 1078 code for a protein of 311 amino acids. Gene Ontology annotation, molecular function: oxidoreductase activity. NCBI's taxonomy places the organism in Eukaryota, Viridiplantae, Streptophyta, Magnoliopsida, Caryophyllales, Amaranthaceae.
CAGAAUGAAGUCACGGGAACCUGUAACUUUCAAAACGUCAUUUUCUCACCGUUCAUUCUCUCUCAUCAUUUCUUUUGUCCUGGAGUACUCCGUAAUACCAUAAAACUCGUACUCCAUAUUGUAAUUUCUAGAAAUUGGAAAAAUGGAGGGGGAAUUGCAAUCUUUUGAGUUGAAUACAGCAGCCAAAAUCCCUUCAAUUGGGCUGGGCACUUACGCAACUCCUCCACAAAUUGUUGCUGCUGCCGUCAAGUUGGGUUAUCGGCACAUUGAUUGUGCGCAUAUCUAUGGAAAUGAGAAGCAGAUAGGAGUUGUUUUGAAGGAGUUGUUUGAAGAUGGCAUAGUGAAGCGAGAAGAAUUAUUUAUCACCUCCAAACUCUAUAACUUUGAUCAUGAUCCAGAAGAUGUUCCCAAGGCACUUGAUAGAACUUUGAGUGACCUUCAACUUGACUACGUGGACCUAUAUCUUAUCCACUGGCCAGUAAAGGAGAAAAAAGGAUUGAGUGGUGAUAAUCCUGAGAGAUAUCUUCCCACAGACAUACCUAGUACAUGGAAAGCAAUGGAGGCACUUUGUGAUUCAGGUAGGGUUCGAGCAAUAGGAGUUAGCAAUUUCUCUGUGAAGAAACUAGAAGACCUUCUGAAAGUUGCUCGUGUUCCUCCUGCUGUAAACCAAGUGGAAUGUCAUCCUAUGUGGCAACAAGCAAAGCUGCAUGAAUUUUGUAGAUCAAACAACAUUCAUCUAUCUGGAUAUUCACCAUUGGGUUCCCAAUCUUCUGAAGCAAACAAAACACGGCUUCUUGCCGAUCCUAUUCUCAACAUGGUUGCAGAGGAACUAGGAAAAUCUGCUGCACAAGUAACUCUUCGUUGGGGGAUUCAAAUGGGGCAUAGUGUGUUGCCUAAAACCUCAAAUGAAACAAGGUUGAAGGAGAAUUUGGAUGUUUUUAACUGGUCAAUACCAGCAAAUUUACUCGCCAAAAUUUCUGAGAUUAAGCAGGAAAAGUUGGUUAAAGGCAAAGAUUUGGUGCACGAGGCAUCUGCUGGGUAUAAAACUCUUGAAGAAUUAUGGGAUGAGCAAGUCUAAGCUCUAAUUUAAAAAGUAUUUCAUGGAUUUUAUUUCGCUCAAUAGUCUCUCUCUAAUAUUGUACUCUGAAAAUAAACUGUCUCAUUUUUAUACUCCUAGUAUUUUAAUGUUCUGUACUACUAACAUACAAGUACCUGAGUAUAAAAUUUGAGAUUAAUAAUCAAGAAAGGGCAUAAUAUCAGGUUAUCUUAAUCA